AUGACGCUGAAAGAAUUAAACGGAAGCUCUACUCAGGGUCUACGCAUCUUGAUUGUUGGUGCGGGGAUCGGUGGUCUUGUUGCAGCGAUCGCUCUCAGACAGCAGGGACAUCAUGUAGAGAUCUUUGAACGUUCGCGCUUCGCCAAUGAAAUCGGUGCUGCUAUUCACUUGUCCCCCAAUGCCAAUGGCGUCUUGCGCCGUCUUGGAAUUGAUGCUACCGAAUUUGGCGCCGUGGAGACUGAGCUGUUGCGCGAAUACAAGCCAUGCGGAGAGCCAGUUCACGUGGCAGAUCUGAAGGCGCAUGCGGGCCUAUGGAGACACCGCUGGCUGCUUGUACACCGUGCCCAUUUCCACGAGGGACUCAAAGCUGCAGCCACUGGCGCAGGCAAGGGAAAGCCCGCUACACUACACACCGCAAGCAAGAUCGUCGAUGUCGACCCCCACAAGGCAACAGUGACUCUGGAGAAUGGCGAGGUGGUUGAGGGAGAUGUUCUGAUUGGAGCAGACGGAGUGCACUCUCUUACUCGCACCAAGCUGUCAGACAAGAAGCCAUACAGCUCAGGCAAGAAUGCCUUCCGUUUCCUGAUUAGUCGCCAGCAGGCGCUUGAUGAUCCGGAAACCAACAGUAUCGCGCGCGAUUUUGGUGCCGUUGAUAUGUGGGACUCUUCUGAUCGCCGUGUGGUGAUCUACCCAUGCUCAAACAAUGACUUGUUGAACUUUGUCUGCAUUCACCCUGAAGAGUUGACUACCAUCGAGACUGGCGGUGACUCGUACAACCAGCAGAUUAGCAGGGACACUUUGCUCGAUGUGUACAAGGACUUCAACCCACAAGUCCGAAAGUUGUUGGAGAAGGCGGACCCACAGACUCUGAAGCUGUGGCCUCUGCUGGACAUGGACACCUUGCCUUCGUGGACAGAGGAUCGUCUUGCUUGUCUUGGUGAUGCUGUUCAUCCGUUCCUUCCAUACCGUGCAUCCGGUGGUGCAAUGGCGAUUGAAGAUGCCGUCUCUCUGGCUGUGAUGCUGUCUGGUGACAUUACUGUCAGUGACGUCCCCGAGCGAUUGAAGGUGUAUGAGAAGGCGCGUCAUGAACGUGCAACAACCAUCCAGCAAAUGACUCGUGAUUCGGUCACACUCAUCUCUCAGGAAACAACACAAAAAAUGAUCAGCUACAUUUAUGGCCACGAUGAGUUCGACCACUCCACCCAGGUCCUUCGGAACCACAUUUGGUCUCAGAACCCACAUAUGUACUGGCGUCAGCCCAUCGUCUUUGGCCCGAUGCCUGGUCCCCGACAGGAUCACAUGGGACGAGACCGCGCUCUUGCAUCCCUAGAAUCCACCUUCAAGACUGCCUCCAUCAAGUUCAAGACUAGCCGCACGCUCCUUCAGAAUCUGUUCCCCAAUGACCGAUACAGUUUCAUCUCCCCAUCCACAGUCGCACGAGCCUCUUUCUCUCAGACCACUCUUAGCGGAAUGGACUGGCUUGGCGGUGGCGGGUACCGCCACAUUGGACUGUACAUCCACGGAGUGCAAUAUACCAAGGAGAACGGCGAGGUACUUCGAGGAACUUACAUGCCAAUUCUUUUCGAAAGUCUGGCGGACCCGAUCGUGUCAGGACGUGAGGAACUCGGCAUGCCCAAGCUAUACACAGCAGUUGACUUACACGAGCGCAACAACUCCUUCCGUAUUCAGACCAGCUGGCAAGGAGCCGUGUGGGGUCACUUCGAGCUUGAGGAUCUCGUAGACGUGGACCCCUCAGCGGACAAGGGGACGAUCGGUGGUGAGGACGACGACGGUAUCCUUGUCUACCGCUACAUGCCCAAGGUCGGAAAAAGCACCAAGGGCGAGGCGGAGGCACAAUACCCCGUGGUUGUGCCCCACGCGCAGGAAUCAAAGGUUGUGCCAUCGGUAGUGACGCGUGUGCGGCGUACUAAGAACGUCAAGGUGGAUAUUGACGGGCUAGGCUGGGACGCGCUCCCCACACUGCAUCAUGUGGUGUCGCGUCUGGCGGAGAUCCCGAUUGAUGAGAUUAUUGAUGCGAAAAUCACGGAGGGAAGAGGGGUUCCCGAUGUUUCAAGUGCUCAACGGAUUGAGUAA
Messenger RNA from Penicillium verhagenii, 2094 nucleotides. RefSeq names its product putative salicylate hydroxylase. Gene Ontology annotation, molecular function: monooxygenase activity; FAD binding; lyase activity. The transcript has 5 exons. Lineage: Eukaryota; Fungi; Ascomycota; Eurotiomycetes; Eurotiales; Aspergillaceae. Bases 1 to 2094 code for a protein of 697 amino acids. The record is from RefSeq and is a predicted model, not a curated record.